Messenger RNA from Lathyrus oleraceus (garden pea), 1773 nucleotides. RefSeq names its product MLO-like protein 10. The coding region runs from base 1 to 1773 and encodes 590 amino acids. Gene Ontology annotation, cellular component: membrane. The record is from RefSeq and is a predicted model, not a curated record. Lineage: Eukaryota; Viridiplantae; Streptophyta; Magnoliopsida; Fabales; Fabaceae. Gene Ontology annotation, biological process: defense response. The transcript is spliced from 14 exons.
AUGACCACAAACAAAGUUAGAGGUUCAAUUUUUCCAUUAAUGAAAACAGAAAUAUUUUCUUUCAUUCCAUGUAGGGUGUUUCCGUGUAUGUGGAUGUUCUACGGAGGUUUUUCUAUGGCUGCAAGUGGAAGUGAUAGUAACAACGAUUCAAGAACACUUGAUGAGACACCAACAUGGGUUGUUGCUGCUGUUUGCACUGUUUUCAUCUUGAUAUCCAUUGCUCUUGAGAAGAGUCUUCAUAAAUUUGGAACGUGGUUAGGAAAAAGACAAAAGAAGGCUUUGCUUGAAGCUCUAGAGAAGGUCAAGGCUGAGUUAAUGAUUUUAGGAUUCAUUUCACUUUUAUUGACAAUUGGACAAAGUUACAUAGUCAGAAUAUGUAUUUCUGAACAAGUUGCAAACAAAAUGUUGCCAUGUCCACAUAAAUAUAUAGGUGAUAACAAAGUUUCAAGUAUAAAAGAAAAACAUAUCAGAAAACACAGAUAUUUAUCUGUUGAAACUACCUCCUACAAAUGCAGCACCAAGGGACAUGAACCACUUUUAUCUGUGAAUGGACUUCACCAGUUACACAUUCUCAUAUUCUUCCUAGCAGUCUUUCAUGUGCUUUACAGUGCUGUCACAAUGCUUCUUGGAAGACUAAAGAUACGAGGAUGGAAGACAUGGGAGGAAGAGAUUUCAAGUAAUGGAUAUGAGUUCGCCAAUGAUGCUACAAGAUUUAGACUCACUCAUGAAACAUCAUUUGUGAGAGCUCAUACAAGCUUUUGGACUAGGGUUUCUAUCUCCUUCUAUAUUGGAUGCUUCUUUAGACAAUUUUAUAGAUCUGUUCGUAAGGUUGAUUAUCGGACUUUGCGCAACGGAUUUAUUAACGUUCACUUAGCUCCCGGAAGUAAAUUUAAUUUCCAAAAAUAUAUCAAAAGAUCAUUAGAAGAUGACUUCAAGGUAGUUGUGGGAGUAAGUCCUGUCCUCUGGGCAUCAGCUGUAGUUUUCCUGCUCCUAAACAUUGAUGGAUGGCGUACUCCACUAUGGGCAUUUUUAAUUCCAAUAAUUAUAAUUUUGGCUGUUGGAACAAAACUUCAAGUAAUAUUAGCAAGAAUGGCUCUUGAAAUCACAGACAGACAUGUAGUUGUACUAGGAAUGCCUCUUGUUCAAAGUUCAGACAGAUACUUUUGGUUUAAUCAACCUCAGUUUCUUCUUCAUCUUAUCCAUUUUGCUUUGUUCCAGAAUUCAUUUCAAAUAACAUAUAUCUUGUGGACAUGGUAUUCUUUUGGGCUGGAAAAUUGUUUGUGUUUGGAUCACAAGCUUACCAUUAUGAAAGUGGUUUGUGGAAUUGUGAUGUUAUGCCUCUGCAGCUACAUUACACUUCCAUUAUACGCUCUCGUAACUCAGAUGGGUUCAAGGAUGAAAAGAUCAAUAUUUGAUGAACAAACAUCGAAAGCGUUAAAGAAAUGGCACAUGACUGUGAAAAAGAAGCAUGGAGUAGUGAAGUUAGGAAAGUCUAAAAUAGUGACCAUGGACGGUAGCACUAUUGGAUCAACGUUGCAAUCCCCUAGUCCAGCACUUCAUCGUUUCAAAACUACUGGUCACUCAACAAGAUCUUCAACCUUUGAGGAACAAGAUGAAUAUGAGUUAUCUGAUCAUGAUAUGGAAACUAACUUGAUUCUAAAAGUUGAUCAUGAUGGUGACCAAGAAGUUGAAGAUGUGCAUCAUAGUGAAGGAGAAGCUAAUAAUGAACAUGAAUUCAAUUUUCUCAAGCAUACCAUUAACAACUUUGUUUAA